Messenger RNA from Morchella importuna, 369 nucleotides. RefSeq lists its product as uncharacterized. Lineage: Eukaryota; Fungi; Ascomycota; Pezizomycetes; Pezizales; Morchellaceae. The record is from RefSeq and is a predicted model, not a curated record. The coding region runs from base 1 to 369 and encodes 122 amino acids. The transcript is spliced from 5 exons.
AUGACGAGCGAGUGGAAGAUGUCGAUAUCGUCAAAUUCCUCAACGCCGCCUGCGCCCCCGGGACUGGUCGACGUCAACGCUUAUCAGAAGGCCAUCGACUCUUACAUCAAGUCGUUGAAUAGUCUAGUCGAUGUCGAGAACCUCCCCAAGAUCCCACCUCCCCUCGGCUUUCUCUCAUUGAAAGUGGACCCGAUACAGAGCUCGCUAGGCGCUGGCUACAGGCCCGCCAAACCAUUCGACAAGUUGGCGGCAAGCAAGAAGCAGCAGACGCGUUUUGAGAAGGAGGGGAACGAGGAGGGAGAAGGAGGAAGAAAGGAAGAGAAGAAGAGGAAGAAGGAAGGCGGUGAUCAGGCAGGAAUCGAUGGAUAA